AUGCCAUCCGCAUUUGAUCUAAUUGAUUCAGGCAGUGGGAGUGGUAUACAGAUCGAUGAUACAAAAUAUGCAUCAUCACCAACAUCAUCAUCUUCACCAUCUUCCGUUGGUGGAGGACCAUUUAGUAAUUCAACAAAUUCUCGUAUUGGAACAACUACUGACCCAUCAUUUCCCUAUUUUCCACCACCAUUUAAUCCAGCAUUUGCUGCUCAAUUCGAUGUACAUUCAGGAACAAAUGGUAUUGAACAUUAUCCAACAUUUAAUUAUGCAGCAGUAAAUAGUUCGUCAUCAUCAUCUUAUGGAACAUCGACAAAUAUUCAUCAUCAACAUUCAAAUCCAAAUAGUAAUACAUUUAAUACAUCAUCUUAUGAUCCAUAUGCAACUGCUUAUGCACGUCAUCAUCAUACAAUUCUUGAUGUUCAUCAUCAACAAGCAGCAGCAGCAGAACUUUAUUCUCGUCAUUCACAACAUCAUCAGACAUCAACUAAUUCACUCGUUGACCAUACAUCUCGAAUUCUUAAUAGCGGAAAUGACUUACAAACAAGUGAAUCACCUUAUCAUAGAUCACCAACAAGUAGAGAUAGUCGGCGAUCUGAUCCAUCUAGAGAUUCAAGUUCAUUUUCUUCCAUGUGUUCAGGAAAUGGUAAUGGAUCACUUUCACCAACGGAUUUCUUUUGUCAAGUACCGGGACGAUUAGCAUUAUUAAGUUCAUCAUCAAAAUAUCGAGUAACAAUUGGUGAAAUUCAACGACGUCUUGGUCCACCAGAAAAUCUCAACGCAUCAUUACUUGGUGGUGUUUUAAGACGAGCUAAAUCAAAGAAUGGUGGUCGAGAUUUACGCAAUAAAUUAGAAAAAAUUGGAGUUAAUCUUCAAGCAGGUCGACGUAAAACAUCCACAACAACAUUAUUAACUUCUCUUGUUGAAGGAGAAGCAAAUCAAUUAGCGAUGGAUUUUCGUACAGUAUGUGAAGCUGAAUUUCCUGUUGAAAUUACUGCUGAUUAUGUAGCACGACAUUAUUCAGAUCCAAAUGAAAUAAGUACACGAAGAAAUAUGAUAUUAGCUGCUAAACAAUUAGUUCAAGAAUUUAGUGAUUUACUUAAACAAGAUCGAUCACCUGUUAAUGUUGCAUCAUCAACAAGUAAUAAUACUAGUUCAACAAAUUCUCGACAUACAUCUAGUUCAUCACUUAUAUCUCAUCAUCGUUUAUCUACAAUUCCGCCUACACUUGAUCCAUCUGUUCAACAUUCAUUAUCAAGAUUUUCUCUUAUAACACAUGGUUUUGGUGCACCGGCUAUAACAACUGCUGUAGAUGUUUUUCAAACAUUUUUAAAUGAAAUGCUUAAAAAUUAUGAAAAAAAUUAUCCGAUGUUUAUUGCAACUACAUCAGCAAAAAAUGGAUGCAGUGGUAGAACAGCCGUACGUGUAGUAGUACUUGGCGGUGCUGUUCUUGUUGGAGCUACAUUAGCUACAAAAAUGCUACAAUCUUCACCACCCAAUAUUCCACAACAACAAACAGCGCCGGCAACUAAUACAAACACAAAGAAAUAA
Messenger RNA from Adineta steineri, 1548 nucleotides. Lineage: Eukaryota; Metazoa; Rotifera; Eurotatoria; Adinetida; Adinetidae. The record is from the annotation of a GenBank genome assembly.